AUGACCAAGCCCAUAAUCCUCCACCUCGGCGACCCCAUCGCCUACAACCACGACCUCUACAACGGCCCCCUCUCCACCCGCUUCACCAUCAUCCGCGACACCUCCCCGACCCGCGAUGCAUUCAUCGAGGCGCUGAAAACCAACAAAUACGGCCCCUUCGUCGCCAUCUUCCGCCCACACUUCUCCUCCGGCACGACCAUGUCCCCCUGGGACGCCGACCUGGUCUCCCUCCUGCCUCCCAGCGUCAAAAUCUUCGCCUCAGCGGGAGCAGGCUACAACGACAUCUCCAUACCCUCGCUCACCGCGCGCGGAAUAUACUACACCAACGGGGCGGGCGCCUCCGACGAAGCCGUCGCCGACACAACACUAUACAUGAUCCUCAGCGUGUUUAGAAACUUCACUGCAUCGCAGAUCGCGGCGCGGUCGGGCGAUACGGAGAAGUUUCUAGAAUGUCAUCGGAAUCUAGCGGGGGUGUCGACGAAUCCCAGGGGGAAGGUUCUGGGGUUGAUUGGACUGGGGAGGAUCGGGAGUGAGGUGGUGAGGAAGGUGAGGGGUGGGUUAGGGAUGGAGGUUGUUUAUUAUGAUGCGGUACGGUUGAGUGAGGAGAGGGAGAGGGAAUUGGGGGUGAGAUGGGGGGGAGGGAUUAGGGGGGUGUUGGAGGAGGCAGAUUGUGUGUCGGUGCAUUGUCCGUUGACUGAGGGGACCAGGGGGUUGAUUGAUAAGGAGAAGAUUGGGUGGAUGAAGGAUGGGGUGAGGGUUGUUAAUGUGGCGAGGGGGGGAGUGGUGGUUGAGGAGGAUUUGGUGCAGGGGUUGAGGAGUGGGAAGGUGGCUGCUGCGGCGUUGGAUGUUCAAUGA
Aspergillus welwitschiae is the source of this 855-nucleotide messenger RNA. RefSeq names its product D-mandelate dehydrogenase-like dehydrogenase. The record is from RefSeq and is a predicted model, not a curated record. The coding region runs from base 1 to 855 and encodes 284 amino acids. Gene Ontology annotation, molecular function: hydroxypyruvate reductase [NAD(P)H] activity; glyoxylate reductase (NADPH) activity; NAD binding. The transcript is spliced from 2 exons. Gene Ontology annotation, cellular component: cytosol. NCBI's taxonomy places the organism in Eukaryota, Fungi, Ascomycota, Eurotiomycetes, Eurotiales, Aspergillaceae.